AUGGCCGACUCUGGAAGAUAUUUCAACGCUCGCAACACAACCAUCGCCGCAAUUGCCAUCACGCUUCUUGGCGGCUACUACGUCUCCCAGUCUCCUAGCUCCUCCGCCAUGUCACAAACAUCCAGCGAGGUUCCUGGCCUCUCUUUGUCGUUGGCCCAGGUGUCCAAAGACCCGGCAACAGUACGCGUCACGCUCAAGAAUAAUCAUCCAGAUACACCUUACUCUCUCCUCAAAUGGGGCACGCCGCUCGACGCCGCAGCGCUAAACACGGGCGUCUUCAAGAUCAACAAUGCCGACUCCGGUGCGGAGGUCGAGCAAGUCAUCGUACAGAUUAGGCGAAAGAUGCCUCCUGGCCAGAAUCAGCUGGCGAGUGUUGAGCCAGGCGCGGAAGAGAGCGUUGAGGUGGUCUUUGACAGGCCGUGGAUGCCUGAAGCAAAACCUGCGAAAUACAAGGUCAAAGCUGAAGGAACGUUAUGGGGCGUUUGGGAUAAGGUCAAAAGCGAGGUAACGGAUGAUGAUACCAACGAAUAUACAGAUAGUCCUCUUGCGGGUAGAACAUACGCGACGAACGAGAUCGAGCUUGUUGUGGAAUAG
Molecule: messenger RNA, 594 nt
Organism: Ascochyta rabiei
Lineage: Eukaryota; Fungi; Ascomycota; Dothideomycetes; Pleosporales; Didymellaceae
Exons: 1
Coding region: 1-594 (197 amino acids)
Source: RefSeq, a predicted model, not a curated record